This is a messenger RNA of Sycon ciliatum, 924 nucleotides long. RefSeq lists its product as uncharacterized. NCBI's taxonomy places the organism in Eukaryota, Metazoa, Porifera, Calcarea, Leucosolenida, Sycettidae. The record is from RefSeq and is a predicted model, not a curated record. The transcript has a single exon. Bases 1 to 924 code for a protein of 307 amino acids.
AUGAUCGAACUGGAGAUGUUGGGUGUCGCCUGGGCCAUCCGAAAAUGCCACACCUAUCUUGCUGGCAUGUCGUUUCAUGUAGUUGUUGACCAUCAGCCCCUUGUUCCAAUAUUGAACACCUACACACUGGACCAGGUUGAGAAUCCUCGGCUCCAACGUCUGAUGACCAAGGUACAACUCUAUCAAUUCGACGUCUCGUGGCGCAAGGGCUCUGAGCAUGCCUUUGCUGACGCCUUGUCGCGUGCUCCAGUGCAGAACCCGGUUGCCGAUGAUCUCCUGGGAGAAGCCGACUCGCUAUCUGGACAAGCCAUCCGUGCAUGCCUUCAGCAGGAUGACUCCGGAUCAGCGCUAUUUGGUCUCCCGUUCCACGAGCUCCGCGAUGCCGCUCAGUCUGACGUUGAUUACGUGCAGUUAGUCUCCUAUAUUCGUGACGGCUUCCCUUCUGCCAGACGUCACAUGCCACCUGCUCUCGCUCCGUAUUGGAAUGGCCGUGAGCACCUCACCCUGGAUAACGGCACCGUCCUCCGUGGCUCUCGUCUUGUUGUGCCCAAGUCUCUACAACGCCGUGUACUGACUGACCUGCAUUCGUCUCACCAGGGCCUGGAACGUACCAAGCGUCGUGCGCGUCAAGUGGUUUACUGGCCGAGGAUGAGUGAUGACAUCACAGCCCUGAUCUGUGCCUGCCCUGUCUGUCGUGAGCUCCAACGUUCGCAGCAGAAGGAGCCAUUGAUGCGCGAGCCACAGCCGACAUUUCCAUUCGAGUAUGCCAGCGCAGAUCUCUUCUCCUGUCAAGGCUGGCAGUUCCUGGUAUAUUCUGACCGUCUGUCCGGCUGGCCGUGUGUAGCUCGAAUUGGCCGUACCGCUACCUCCCAUGACAUCAUUUGUCACUUCCGCCGUUGGUUCGCAGAUGUUGGCGUACCGUAG